Molecule: messenger RNA, 1366 nt
Organism: Bemisia tabaci
Lineage: Eukaryota; Metazoa; Arthropoda; Insecta; Hemiptera; Aleyrodidae
Source: RefSeq, a predicted model, not a curated record
AUUACACGUUCUUCAGCUAAUUACCCGCAACGGGAAGCACACAUUGUUGUGGUAUGCUGGUUCAAUUCUUCGGUGUCUAUCCAGUUAUGUCCGUUUAGAAACGUGUUUCACUGUGAACUGCAUUCCAUCAACAAAUUUGUGUGGUAUUUUUGAUCUAUUUCUUUUGUCCUCCAUGCUAAAAUAGUUCCGAUGAUAAUUUGUAAGUGCUUUCAAGUGUAAAGUGAAUGCUGGAGUUUCUUGUUAAAGGAGUGGAGUCUGGCAAGCUGUAAGAUAUUCAACGGUCGAAUUAAUUUUCGCGUCUGAUGUGACAAAUUGCACUGCUUCAAAGGACUCCAUUGAUCUGUGUAUGCAACAUGAGAGUUUUAAAUAUUUACUUGUACGUUUAAUGUAAAAAAAAAAAAAAAAAAAAAAAGUUUUUUGUGGCAAUCUGGUGUUGGCACACCCAGUGAUGUGAUUGAAAUGAGGAUAUAUAUCUGCCGAUACUACAGAAAGUGACAUCGUCUCGAAAUUUGAUCUUGGUGAAUUAUUGACGGCGGCAUAUUUUGGAUUUAAAGCAGUUCCAACGUCACCCCCAGAAUGAAAAUUGAUUUUAAACCUCUGCUCUUAAUUCUCACGACGUGCCAUGCGAUGACAAUUAGCCUGCAUGGACAAGACACGACGACACAAGUUCGUUCCGUUGAUGCACCACCGAAACACCUAGAUGGCGUCCUGCUUGACAGAAACCUGAUUUUGAACCAGCCGACGCAGGCGCUGCUUUGGUCAGCCCUGGCUACCGUGGUUCCCCUUUUUGGACGUAUUGUUCGCGUUGUGCCGUAUGUCGCCACUGGUGUCAACACCAUCACUGGAACAAUCAACAGUGGCAUCAGUGCAGGAUUUGCUAUUCCUAUCGAGGAUGAAUUUGUAAAUUACGGAGGUGAAUCAAAGACCCUUAAAGAUAUCAAAAUUCAGCAGCAGCAUAACUGGAAGAAGAUGCCCCUCCGAAGAACGUCCAGAAACCAUUUGUGAAAGGAAGAAGGACGUGUAUAAUUUGAAAGAAAGACUUCCGAAAUCAUAGCAUGAUUGCGAACUGACUUUUCGCAGUAAAAGAGAUUGGUUAUAUUGUUUUGAUGAGAUCGGGAGAGGAAAAUUGCUCGAAAAAUUUGUAAAAGGACUGCAAUACGUGCCCUCGUCCAACGUCGGAGUUUGAUCCUUCCGAUAAUAGAAAAUUAUUAAAAUAGACGAACUUUUGGAAGCUUUUGAGUGUUUCGGAUUAAGUUGCGAACUGUUGAUGUGUGAAUGUGUUUACUUUAAUUUGUCCGUGACUUAAAUUGGCUAAAAAUAAUGAAUGAAACAAUAUCCAAACAAUAAAGUUGAAUUUCUAAUUUUA